CUUUCUACGGACUGUCAGCGACGUUGACAACUCUAGUGCUUUCUGUCAGGCGGGAACAAUAUACAUCUGAAAUAAAUGUUCACAUCGUUUAAAAAAGUUUGGACAGUCUCGGGACAAUAAUGACACAUUCCGGGGAUGCGGCAGCGACUGUGUGCGUUAAAUGAGGAUUUUGUAUAUUUAACUGGCAGACAGUUUGAUGAACUUCAGCUCCACGUUUGAUAUUUAGCCGGCGGGUCAGUUAGACAUUGGUCAACUAUUCCAAUAUUUGGACAAUUUCCACAUAUGGAAGCAGAUAGUUCAAGGAUAGCGAGGUUUUAGCAGAGUGUUGAGAUGGGUAAAGAUUAUUACAGGAUUCUGGGCAUCGAGAAAGGCGCCUCUGAUGACGAGAUCAAGAAAGCCUACAGAAAACAAGCGCUAAGAUUUCACCCCGACAAAAACAAAUCAGCCGGAGCUGAAGAUAAAUUCAAAGAGAUCGCCGAAGCUUAUGAUGUCCUGAGCGAUGCCAAGAAGAAAGACAUCUAUGACAGAUAUGGAGAGGACGGGCUUAAAGGACAUGCUGGCAGCGGCACCAAUGGUCCAAGCUACACUUUUCACGGCGAUCCUCACGCUAUGUUCGCGGAGUUCUUUGGUGGACGUAACCCGUUUGAUCAGUUCUUUGCAUCCGGUGGUGGUGCAGAUGAUGAUAUGGACAUUGACGACCCAUUUGCGGCUUUUGGGAUGGGUGGAAUGGGCGGCUUCCCUAGAUCCUUCAAGUCCCGGGUAGGGGGUGCACACGGGGGCCGGGAAAAGAAGAAAGACCCCCCAGUGGUGCACGAGCUUAAGGUGAGCCUUGAAGAAGUGUUCUCUGGUUGCACAAAAAAGAUGAAGAUCUCACGCAAGAGGUUGAACCCGGAUGGCUGCACCAUGCGCACGGAAGACAAGAUCCUCACCGUGGACAUCAAGCGUGGCUGGAAGGAGGGGACUAAGAUUACCUUUCCCAAAGAGGGAGACGAGACUCCCACCAACAUUCCUGCCGACAUAGUGUUUGUGGUCAAAGACAAAAUGCACUCUGUUUUUCGGAGAGAUGGCUCUGACAUCAUCUAUGCUGCGAAGAUAUCCCUCAGAGAUGCUCUAUGUGGCUGCACCAUCAGUGCUCCCACCCUGGAUGGUAAAACUGUCACAGUGACAUCACGAGAUGUCAUCAAACCUGGCAUGAAGAAGAGGAUUGUCGGAGAGGGACUGCCAAUGUCCAAAUGUCCUGAGAAGAGAGGAGACAUGGUGCUGGAGUUUGUAGUGAAAUUUCCAGACAAGUUAGGACCGAGUACUCGUGAAGCUCUGGUUCAGAUCCUACCGCCUUGAUCAUUGCAAUCACUAGAGGAGAGACUCCCUGCCUACAUGACGAGAGCCCAGACAGAUCAUUUGAUUGGGCCUGUCGGAUUCACUAGAUAUUGAACCUGAAAGCGUCAGUGAUACACAUACAAAUCUGCCAAGCUCUGAGAAACAUAAAAGAGCUCCAGUAAAUUCAUUUAUAGCCCCAUUACUUAUUAAUGCAGUGCACUUUUUCAAAUCACUGUGGAACAUUUCAGAAGUAAUAUACAGGAUUGACUCCCAUACAUAGUUUUGCAGUACCUCAAGAGUCAACGCUCAUGUUUUGAUUUCCCUGUUUUACUGCUUCAGGUUCCCUUCCCCUGAAUCUAUGUUUAUAUAUUCUUUUAUUAAAAUGUAUUCCAAUUUUAGACUCUGCUGUCACAAUUUUACCAUGGUGUACUGUCCUCUUUUUCAGGCAGGAUUGGGCAAAUUUCAGAACUUAGGAAUCGGCUCAUUUUCAGUUGAUGAGUUGGAACUUGAAAUGAAUUGGCCACAUCUCACAGGAUGUUGAAUUGGAAUUUGAAUUAGGACAAGAAGAGGAAUACCUGAAUUGUAGGGCUGGAUUCCGAUCUUCAUUUGAAUGAUAUCGACUUUUAAAAUCUCAAGAUCAAUCUUUCACUCUGUGCGCAACCCUUAACAAUGUGACCAAAUUUUAGUGCUAUGUGACUACAAAUGUCUGAUUAGCCACUGGCUGGUAAAUGUUCAGAUUUCACUCACAAGCGAUGGAGUGGCAAAGAGGUUACACUGCCUGUUAAGAGUAAAAGUUUGGUUUGACUCGUUCCGUGUAAUGUGUGUCCAAAGAUGAGAUCCACACAACUCAUUUGUCAUUGAAUGUCUCUUUUAAUAUCCUUUCUGUUCUUUACAGUUAGUUAUUGAUCAAAAACAACCCAAAAAGAAAAAUUUUAUUCUAACCACACAUUGCAUGCAUGAGGUUAAGAAGCCAUGCGACUCCACUCCAGUCAACUGAAACACUCUUGUUAGACGCUCUCUGAACUGCCGCUAUUCUUAAAGAGACAGCAACGUUUUAGGCACUUGCUCAACAUAUCAGUGUAAAAUACUUGUAAUUAGAACAAAUUAGGCAUAUAAACAUGUAACUGUAUCCGCCUUAUUUUUCAUCGAAACUAGGGAGACACCAUUAUCAACCAUGAAUGUGGACCUCUUCCGGUUUAAGCCACCUCAAGCCAUUUCAGUGAUACAAAAAUAAUAAUUUAUAUUGCAGGCUGGCAAUACAUGUGAUCGUAUUAUUAUAAUUUAUUAUUGUUUUCAUAAACACAGUUCGGAGCGCAUGUAGUUUUACUGUUUAUCGCAUUUUGCCAUUGUUUAUCACAGACAGUUGAACAGGCAGAAUGAAUGAGAGAUCAGGCACCGACACGGACAGUACUCAGCAGCGCCGUCUGUCUCGACCACCACAAGCUUUACACAACCAGAAGAAAGCCGCUGGGAAAAUGCUUUUUCAACUUUCUUUGCACCACAACUGCAUCUUGUUUCAUCUUGGCAAAAUAGUAAAUGCAUUAUUCUCUCCGUUCUUGUCAGAGAGCAUUCUCUCUUUCUUAGCGGUGCACGUAAACAGACAUGCAGAUCUCGCAUUCAGAAAGGCUUAUGAAACAUUGCCUUUGGAAAUAAAAAAAUAAAGACAUCAUAGGAGGUUAUGCAGGUAUAAAUUAAUGGAGGUUUACAUGAAGACAUGAAAAUACUGCAUCGUCACGCUCUCUGUAAAAGCACAUUUUAUUAUUGUCUCUUCAAUACCUCACACAGCAAAAAGUGAAUUAUCUACUUAGUCUUUUACUAUAAAUAUCACAUCUAUAUAUCACCAGUGUGCACUUGAGCACUUAAACUCAACAUAAAAUCAUAACUGACCUUAUUCAUUAACACAUGUUCCUGGUCUCAUUGUCCAAUAUUCAUCAGAGCACAUUAUUCCAAAGAAAAGAAAAAUGUUGAUUUUAUAAUCUUUCAUCAAAAUGUAAUAACUUGCUCCGCCUUUGAAAUGACUUUCCUUUUUGGCGGAUGUUACUAAUUCCAACUCCUCCCCUCCAAUAACCUGGAGGCAUUCUAGUAUGUAACAGCCUCCUUUAAUGUUGCAGUCAGUUCCCAAUGUGUAAAAACAAGUCCCACCCUACAUUUUUCCUUAUUGAACAUCCUGAUUCAUUCAGAAAUGUCAGAUCAUGGAGGUAAAAUAGAUUGCGAACGGUGCUUCACGUUGACUUCAACCUCAGGCUGCUCCAGAGAGACCAUACUUGCAAUUAGAGUGCUUGUUUUUUGCAGAAGUAACCAAAGACGUCUCAAGUUAAAAGAAAACCCUGAAUGUAGCUUUAAUUAAUGUCUAAUGGGUAAUAUGCACAUUCAUUUGCUAACCAGUGCUGAUUCAUGGGAUUUUACAGUUCAAAUUUUUAGAUGAACGCUAGAAAACAUCUAAACCCAAUUUAAACUGGUUGCUUGUAAUAAAUGUUAUUGCUUGAAAUUAUUUCAUAAUAUCCAGUUUGUGAAUAUUUCCAAAUGAAAUUCUGAUUAUAGACUUAAUGUUAAGGAGGUCAUUAUGGAUGUUGAUGAAAUGGUGGGUAUCUAAUAGACCAUAUUGGAUAAUGCAUCUUAGGACUGCCAUCUUUGACAUGGUUUUAUAAGAAAUUACAGGAUUUGUGGCAAACUUGACCUGGGUAUGCAGAAUAAAUUUGAUUACGAGGGCACGUGCACACUGACAGAGUUUCAAGAACUUCCCUGACUAUUGUUGGGGUCAUCAGCAUGCUGUGUAUUUGACAUUCACUGAAAGUUUUCAGGUUAAAUUUCAGGUGUAACACUUAAAGGAAUUGUUUAGCUGUACUUUUUGAGUAACUUAAUUUGACAUGUUUGACAACUCUUUCUCCUUUGCAUAAUUGUUUUUAUUUACUGCAAAUAAAGGCUUUACAACUAC
Molecule: messenger RNA, 4252 nt
Organism: Myxocyprinus asiaticus (Chinese sucker)
Lineage: Eukaryota; Metazoa; Chordata; Actinopteri; Cypriniformes; Catostomidae
Product: dnaJ homolog subfamily B member 1-like
Exons: 3
Coding region: 331-1338 (335 amino acids)
Cellular component (GO): cytosol
Molecular function (GO): transcription corepressor activity; Hsp70 protein binding
Source: RefSeq, a predicted model, not a curated record